AUGGCUGAACACAAUAGCACCGCUGUCGUCGUCGUCGUGCACGAUGUCCUCGGCACGCUCUUUUCCCUGUCGUCGCCCAUCAAGGCGCUCCAGUCGAUCUUUGGGCCUCAGCUGCAGGACUACCCCCCCAAUUUCGCCGAGCUGAUCGUCAUGGACUGGUACCACGAAGCCCAGCGAGACUUUGCCACGCUGUCCAUCAAUGGCCGCUACAGGCCGAUCGCCGACGUGUUCAAAUCGGCGCUGCCCCGCGUGCUCCUCCAGGCCGGCCUGGCCCCUCCCGCGUCGUUUGCCUCGUCGGUUCUUCCCCCCGGCACCUUUGCCUCGGCCGACGGCGCGACAGACCCGUUCGCGGGCGACGCCGUGGUGGACAAGAUGAUGGCCUCGCUCCAGGCCCUCGAGCCGCGGCCAGGCAUGGUCGAUGCCUUUGCCUCCAUCUACGCGAGCAGGCCCGGCCUGCAGAUCUGGGGCGCCACCAAUGGCUCCCUGGACCUGACCAAGAAGCUGUUUGGCAAUGCACUGGGCAGCGACGUCCGGCUUGUCUCGUCCAAAGAAGAGCUCGAAGCUGCACAAGGGCAAGGGCAAGGGCAAGGGCAAGGGCAGGGGCACGGACGCGGACGAGCGGUGGGCCUCUACUCGUGUGACGAAGACCAGGUGGCCAAGCCGGACCCGCGUGUCUACAAGACGGUCCUCGGCCGCAUCGUCGACGCGAGAAGCAAGCCAUCGAGCGCGACGUCGACCUGGUUCGUCGCAAGCCACACCUGGGACCUCUUUGCGGCCCGCACCGCCGGCUUCCAGCACACGGCGUGGGUCUCUUACGAGGAAUUCUACGACUCGCACGGCAUCUACGGCACGCCCGACAUUGUGGGCAAGGACAUGGCCGAAGUUGCGCAAAAGAUCCUCGACUUUGAGGAUGGCAAGAAGGAUCCGAAAUAG
This is a messenger RNA of Acaromyces ingoldii, 933 nucleotides long. RefSeq lists its product as hypothetical. The coding region runs from base 1 to 933 and encodes 310 amino acids. The transcript has 2 exons. The record is from RefSeq and is a predicted model, not a curated record. Lineage: Eukaryota; Fungi; Basidiomycota; Exobasidiomycetes; Exobasidiales; Cryptobasidiaceae.